CAUGAGCUGGCACAUUCGUGCCAAGUCAAUGCUCCCAAACAGAUAGUUGAUACAACUAUUAAACCUUGUAUGUCUACAGCGGAUGCAAUUAGAUCUGAUGUAAACCAGGGGUCAAGUGUGGGGGCAUCGCCACUUCAUAGCAAAACUCAGCACGAAUGCACCAAAAAAACAUAUAAUAAAAUUUGCGUGAAUAAAAUUCACGGAAAACUUGUUCAGAAUUCGGAUCUAUCAACUGUUGCUAUCAGCUCCAGUUUUGUUACACUUCAUGAAUCAGAACAGAGUGAUGAACUUAUUCCCCUUCUAGAGAAAAAUUUGAUUGUCGAACAAGAGUUAAUGCAACAGCUUUCUUUGAUUAUUGGCGGAGCCAGCACAGCUGAAAAUAAAGUAAUGGUCGGAAAUACAGAUUCACAGAUUCUUGAUCAAUCUUCAGUUUCAGCGCAAAGCAUAGUUCAUAUGUUUCGAGAGGCCAUUCGAUCAGGUCAAAAUGCUAUUUUAUGUUGGUACCAUUUCGCGGAAAAAUAUGACAAGAGAAUAGAUGAGGUAUCUGUUGAUAAGAAAGUCGAGAUGUGA
This is a messenger RNA of Ambispora leptoticha, 570 nucleotides long. NCBI's taxonomy places the organism in Eukaryota, Fungi, Glomeromycota, Glomeromycetes, Archaeosporales, Ambisporaceae. The record is from the annotation of a GenBank genome assembly.